Messenger RNA from Psammomys obesus (fat sand rat), 2181 nucleotides. It is a transcript of the gene Derl1, whose product is annotated as derlin 1. Gene Ontology annotation, biological process: endoplasmic reticulum unfolded protein response. Gene Ontology annotation, molecular function: ubiquitin-specific protease binding; misfolded protein binding. The coding region runs from base 175 to 930 and encodes 251 amino acids. NCBI's taxonomy places the organism in Eukaryota, Metazoa, Chordata, Mammalia, Rodentia, Muridae. The record is from RefSeq and is a predicted model, not a curated record. The transcript has 8 exons. Gene Ontology annotation, cellular component: endoplasmic reticulum membrane; Hrd1p ubiquitin ligase ERAD-L complex.
GGGAAGUUUCUCCUGUGAGCCCUGCCUCGCUCGUCCGAAUUCGGUGGCGCCACGUCCGUCCGUCUCCGCCUCCUGCACAGCGGCUGCGCCUCUACUUUCCCUGGCCAAGCCGGCCGCGGGGGUGGGUACGGGAGGACGCGCGGAGCUGCGCAGCCGGCCACCUGACGGGCGACCAUGUCGGACAUCGGGGACUGGUUCAGGAGCAUCCCGGCCAUCACGCGCUACUGGUUUGCUGCCACCGUCGCGGUCCCUUUGAUCGGCAAGCUCGGUCUUAUUAGCCCGGCCUACUUCUUCCUCUGGCCCGAAGCCUUCCUCUAUCGCUUCCAGAUAUGGAGGCCGUUCACUGCCACCUUUUAUUUCCCUGUGGGUCCAGGAACUGGAUUUCUUUAUUUGGUCAAUUUAUAUUUCUUAUAUCAGUAUUCUACACGGCUUGAAGCAGGAGCUUUUGAUGGGAGGCCGGCAGACUAUUUAUUUAUGCUUCUCUUUAACUGGAUUUGCAUCGUUAUUACUGGCUUAGUCAUGGAUAUGCAGCUGCUGAUGAUUCCUCUGAUCAUGUCGGUACUUUACGUCUGGGCCCAGCUGAACAGAGACCUGAUUGUAUCAUUUUGGUUUGGAACACGAUUUAAGGCCUGUUACUUACCUUGGGUUAUUCUCGGAUUCAACUAUAUUAUUGGAGGCUCGGUGAUCAAUGAGCUCAUUGGAAACCUUGUUGGACAUCUUUAUUUCUUCCUGAUGUUCAGAUACCCAAUGGACUUGGGAGGAAGGAAUUUCCUGUCCACACCUCAGUUUUUGUAUCGCUGGCUACCCAGUAGGAGAGGAGGGAUGUCAGGGUUUGGUGUGCCCCCUGCUAGCAUGAGGCGAGCUGCUGAUCAGAAUGGCGGAGGCGGGAGACACAACUGGGGUCAGGGCUUCCGGCUCGGAGACCAGUGAGGAGCAGCCCCUGGCCUGCCCACCAGCCAUGCUAAGCAGAUGACAGUUUCCUCCCAGUGCUGGGCACGCUUAAUGGCCGAGUUCUUGCUGCCGCUCUUGGACCUAACCCACACUGAAUGUAGUCUUUCAGUACAAGACACAUUUUUAAAUCCUGAAGGAAAAUACAAGUGUUCUCAAGUUUCAUGAUUCUCAUUCAAGUCCUUACCGCUAUGAAGAACAAAUAUCAGCUGUGCAGAUUUCAAAACUGACUCAUUUUCUGGUGUCUUCUCUUCCUCCCCUUCCAUCUGAAUAAUGGGCUGGGCAAGUGGGAUUGAUUAACCAAGUCAUGCCAGAGGGUCCUUUCCUUGCUCACACCCACAUCCCCAGAGAUGUGCCUAGAGUUGUCCGAAAAAUUGGUUUUGCCUUUGACAAACUCUUAUUUAUUGACUUUUGCCAAAGCUUGGUCACAGAGCUUGUCGCAUGUCAUUCUCGCUGUCAGCAGCAGGAUGGUAACAGUGGGGAGAAGACUGGCACAGCGGAGGGGGAGCUUUCUUAGCCAUGGGGCCUGCACCAGCCUGUCAGCAGUGCCGCCAUUUGCCGCCUUCACAGAUACUUUAUACAAAAAGAACCAGUCAGUGAGGGCCCAGAUUGGGAACUGAGUUUUAGGAGUUGUUGCUAGGCACUUUUCUCCCCUUAAGCCAAGUGAUCAAAAGCAUAGUGGACUUGCUUCUAACUCAGAGGAUGGGUUUAAAUAUGAUCCCUUUGUGUUUCUUCUGUGGGGUGAACUGGCUUUGUGUAGCCAAAGCAGUUGUGCCAGGCUGUGUUGUGUUAGGUUCCAAAUCACAUUGGCCAGACAGAUGUCCCUGGCGGCAAGCUUCGGGGCAUUCAUUCAUUUUACCUUCAUUGUGGAUGUGUGGUCAUUGAGUAAGUGGAGGCGAGAGUGUUGGACUCUAAAGUUUUCUUCCGUUUGUUGUUGUUGUUGUUGUUGUUUUUGUCUCUUAACUUUUUUGGUCAUUAACUUUUCUGUUUAUGGUGAGGGAAGUACAGCCCUUCAGAUAUGUGUCGAUCAGUUUUUAAGGUAAUACAGGCACAUCUGAAUAAGUCACUCAUAAUUAGAGGUUCCGAUAGCUUUAGAAUCAUUCAUGUGUGAAGGUCUUUAUUUUCUUGGGUCCUGCAUGUAUACACUUUGUGGAUCAGCCCUACUUCGUUUUUAUAGGUGGGCUUUUGCCAGCAAAGCUCGGCUUAUCACUAAAUAAAGUUUUCUGAAGGCUA